This is a messenger RNA of Vollenhovia emeryi, 2637 nucleotides long. It is a transcript of the gene Not11, whose product is annotated as CCR4-NOT transcription complex subunit 11. The record is from RefSeq and is a predicted model, not a curated record. Gene Ontology annotation, biological process: negative regulation of translation; mRNA catabolic process. Bases 349 to 1713 code for a protein of 454 amino acids. Gene Ontology annotation, cellular component: CCR4-NOT complex. The transcript has a single exon. NCBI's taxonomy places the organism in Eukaryota, Metazoa, Arthropoda, Insecta, Hymenoptera, Formicidae.
UGGAAGAAAAUUUCCUAUUGCCUGUUGCCUGGCAUUGUGUGAUAGGCUUUAAAACCGUAUGAAAUAAAGCCCCGGCUCUUCUCAAGUUUCUCUCUGUUUACUAAAUUACUACACACGUACAACUGAGCCAAGCGGUCAGUUGUAAAACGUGCUCCGGCCGAGACUGUUUUUUUUUCCGGAACGUUGUUCUGAGAUAAAAGCGAUUUAAUAUCGAGAACCGCCCGCGGGUCCUCUCGCGCGUCAACACAGGCGAGAGGAUGGGCCCACGCUUUAUUUACACGCGUAUAUGACAUCGCGGCGACGAGGGAAACGCGAAGGGUCUCGUCGGAGAAGAGGCGUACCUUCGCGAUGGCACUCGCACCGAAGGACAUCGUGAAACUGCUGGACCUCCUCAAGGAGGAGAACCUGGACACCAGCUUGGAGAACCUCUGCGCUCAGCUGCAUCAGACCUUCUCCAAGGACGAGCGCUUCAAGGUCGGGACGGUGCUCCUGCUGCAGCUGCAGCACGUCGAUCUGCUACCCAAGCACGUCCAGCGUGUCAUAGCGCUGACGCUGCUGUUCGAUCUGUACCGAGGUGAGUCGCUAGCCACCACGCCGUUCGCCUCUGUAUUCGUGCAGGUGCUGAAGCAGGAGGACACCAGCAACGGGGGCUCGAAGCCGCCCAGCCACACCGGCCACAUACCGUUUAUAUCCAACUGCGAGAGGAACCUGCUCGUCAAUCUGAUGGGGUUCAACCAGAAGGACAUGAUGAAGAAGACGCCGCGCCAGGUCGUGGACGAGUUCUCGUUCGCCGCCGUGCCGUCCAUCGAUCUGACCAACCUGCAGCUGCAGCUGGCGGAACACCAGUCCGAGCUGCCGUCCGUAAGUAAGUGCGGGAAUCCCAUAAUACUGCCCGACAUGGACCAUUCGAAGGGGACAGAGUACGACGCGGCGUCUGUGAAAGGUAUAAUAGAGAGCCUCGCCAUCGGCGACCCACCCCUCUGCAGGCAGAGCUGUCGCCCCGAGUUCCUCAGGCUCAGGCCGCCGAUCUAUCACAGCAUCAACGAGAUAGCCUGGUUCCACGUGACGGAGCCGACGCAGUUCACCAUCGAGUACGACACCAGCAUGUGCGUGUCCAACUGCGCCAGCGCGGAGGCGCGCAGGCUCAUGGGCAAGGCCUUCAAGAACGUUUUGACGCUGACGCAGCAGCAAUAUUUGAUCAGCGAGCUGAACAAGGACCCGAAGCUCGUUUAUCAUAUCGGACUCACGCCCCCCAAAUUGCCGGAUCUGGUCGAGAACAAUCCUCUGAUCGCCAUCGAGGUCCUCCUUAAGCUAAUGCAAUCCAGCCAGAUCACGGAAUACUUCAGCGUGCUGGUGAACAUGGAGAUGUCUCUUCACUCCAUGGAGGUCGUCAACAGGCUGACCACCACCGUCGACCUGCCGACGGAGUUUGUACACUUGUACAUCAGCAAUUGCAUAUCCACCUGCGAGACUAUCAAGGACCGUUACAUGCAGAACCGACUGGUGCGGCUUGUCUGUGUGUUUCUCCAGUCCCUGAUAAGGAACAAGAUCAUAAACGUCCAGGAACUGUUUAUCGAGAUCCAAGCGUUCUGCGUUGAAUUCAGCCGUAUCAGGGAAGCGGCCGCGUUAUUUCGGCUUCUCAAACAACUCGAGUCCGGUGAUACCGGUGGACUUAACGCUCCACCAGUAAGAAGUAGAACAGAUAUGUGUUAAAAUGCGCCAUAAUGCCUAUAAAUACAGACUGGAGUAGCUAUAUAAAAUAAAAUAUGUAUAAUUGAUUGAGUCGUUAAAUUUAGUAAGAAAUAUGAUUGUACGUUUGAGCAUCUUAAAGUCGCAUUCUCUGUACGGCCAAUGGGAUGAAAAACGACGAUUGUAUUGUAUUAUUAAAUUGUUAGCAAAAAUUAAAUGAAAAACGAGUUCAAAUCAUGUAUUUAAGAAAAAAAAAACUAUCUUGUUCAACAAGACACAUCAAACGUGUCUUAAAGAGAUUCUUGCUCAUCAAAAUUAAUUUUUUAAUUUUAACGUACGUAGGAGUGAAUAUAAAUUUAUUAUAUACAUAUUUGAAACAUUGAGAAUAAUAUAUUUGCGCAAAGUACUUCUAAUCUAAAAUCUGACAUCGUGCUUUUCUAUACUGGUGACGUGGCGUGAAACGUUCUAUCGUGUAAUAAACAACUGCCUUGCAAUAUAUGUAAAUAACGAAUUUAUAAUUGUAAAAUUUUUACAUAUUUGUAUGUAUUGUACUCCAGAUUUCAAGUACAAAAGAAAUUAAUUAUAAUAAUAAAUAUCGCAGGUGAUUAUAAUUUCAUUUAGUGGUCUAGAUGGUCCGAUAUAGCUAAAUGUGUAUGUCUAUACACGCGCGUGUAUGUGUGUGUACACAUUUCAUGAUGUUGAUUCGCAUAAAUUGACAAGCCUUUAUUUUAAUAUUUAUACAACCACGGAUGCGUUCGGGGCACUCACUAUCAGCGCUAUGUAGCGCUGAAAGCGUCAUUCUAUCUUCGUUACUCAUACGUCAAAGAAAGAUUUCAGCGUUAAUAGCGAGCUACGUGAACGUACUUUCACACAUCCCAUGCUAUAAAAGAAAAACCUAUGUGUAUUGAACAAAUUGAUUAUAUGCAUAAUAAAAUAUGUAUAACGAUA